AUGGCUGUGACAGUAGAGAUCACGAAGAGUGAGGUGAUCAGGCCGUCGCCGGCGUCGUGCGGCGACGCCGGCGGCGCCAGGUCGUCCCCGCUGACCGUGUUCGACCGUGCGGCCAUGGACAUGUACAUCCCUUCCGUCUACGCGUGGAGGAACGCCGGCGGCGGCGCGGAGGCGGUGGCAGAAGCGCCGCCGUCCAACCGCGCGAUCAAGCUCGGGCUGGCCGCCGUGCUGCCCAGGUUCCCGCACCUCGCCGGGAGGUUCGACGUCGACGCGCGCGGGCGGAGGUGCUUCGACCUCAACGACGCCGGGGUGUUCGUCUUCGAGGCCGCCGCGUCGGGCACCCUCGCCGACGCGCUGGCGCACGACGUCGCCGCGCACGUCAACGAGCUCUACCCCAAGGCCGACACGGAGCGCGCCGACGAGCCGCUGUUCCAAGUGCAGCUGACGCGGUACACGUGCGGCGGGCUGGUGAUCGGCGCAACCGCCCACCACCACAUCGCCGACGGCCAGUCCUUCAGCGUCUUCUUCGUCGCGUGGGCGGCGGCCGUGCGCACCGGCGGGGCCAUGCUCCCGACGCCGUUCCUCGACCGCGGGGCCGUCGCUGUGCCGUCCCGGGUCCCGGCGCCGGUGUUCGACCACCGCAACAUCGAGUUCAGCGCCGAGCGCGGCGGGCGAAACUCCCGCGCCACCCUCCCGCUGGACAGAAUUCAGAAUCUCGCCGUGCACUUCCCCGACGAGUUCGUCGCCCGGCUCAAGGCCCAGGUGGGCGUGCGGUGCAGCACGUUCCGUUGCCUCCUGGCGCACGCCUGGAAGAAGAUCACCGCCGCGAGGGGGCUCCCGCCGGAGGCGUUCACGCAGGUCAGGGUCGCCGUCGACUGCCGCGGCCGCACCACCCCGCCGGUGCCGAGGGACUACUUCGGGAACAUGGUGCUCUGGGCGUUCCCGAGGAUGCAGGUCGGGCAGCUCCUCUCCGCCAGCUACGCCGCGGUGGCCGGCGUCAUCAGCGACGCCGUGGCGCGCGUCGACGAGCGGUACAUCCGAUCGUUCGUGGACUUCGGCGAGGCGACCGGCGAGGAGGAGGAGCUGGCGGCGACGGCGGCGGAGCCCGGGACGGUGCUGUGCCCGGACCUGGAGGUGGACAGCUGGCUAGGGUUCCGGUUCCACGAGCUGGACUUCGGCGGCGGGCCGCCGUGCGCGUUCCUGACGCCCGACGUGCCCAUCGAGGGGAUCUUCAUCUUCGUGCCGUCGUGCGCCGGGAAGGGCGGCAUCGAGAUGUUCGUCGCCCUCCAGGACACCCACGUCGAGGCCUUCAGGGAGAUAUGCUACUCCUUGGACUGAUCCAUCACGAAUUUUGCCGAAACAUAUCUGAAUGGAUGAAUGAAUAUGCACCGGAAACAUUAUAACGAACCGCGAUUUAAAUUCGCAAAAUAGUUUAAAAGAUAAGUAUAAAAAAGGUUAGCUUUUUAAUCAUAAAAAUUGUCGAAUGUUCUAUAGUCAUUCAUAUAAAUCAUUGCUCGAUUGGAUGAUCACAUACUGUGGAUGUGUAGAGCUCGUCUACAAAUAGACUAUACUAUACGUACAUAUAUCGGCCAAUUAAACCAAGAAUUAGCAAAUUAGGCAUCGGGAGGGUUAUAUAUAUGGAUAAGAAGAAAAGAGAGAGAUUAAGAUAUGCUUGGGAGAUGGAGCGACAGAAAGAUGCUAUUGCAAGAUAAAGAUGGCAAAGUUGACAACGAUGGAAUUGGUAGCAACACCAGAUCGUGAAAGCUGAAUCAAAAUAGA
Molecule: messenger RNA, 1779 nt
Organism: Oryza brachyantha (malo sina)
Lineage: Eukaryota; Viridiplantae; Streptophyta; Magnoliopsida; Poales; Poaceae
Product: tryptamine hydroxycinnamoyltransferase 1-like
Exons: 2
Coding region: 1-1338 (445 amino acids)
Molecular function (GO): acyltransferase activity, transferring groups other than amino-acyl groups
Source: RefSeq, a predicted model, not a curated record